Molecule: messenger RNA, 4166 nt
Organism: Anopheles moucheti
Lineage: Eukaryota; Metazoa; Arthropoda; Insecta; Diptera; Culicidae
Exons: 5
Coding region: 1-3834 (1277 amino acids)
Source: RefSeq, a predicted model, not a curated record
AUGGCUACUGAUAUUAACGAUCGUCCUAUGUUUCGGAUAUCCGAUGUGGAGGAGCUUAUACGCCAGACUGGCAUGGAUAGUUCGGAUACUGGAGAGAAAAUAGUGGACUAUUUCAAAAAUAAACGAGCAGCAUUACAAAGUAGAGCCCGCCUCUACGACGGUUCGGACAAUUCCAUCAACUUUAGGUUGGAUAACUUGCAACCGGUUCAAUUACCACAGACGAAUAGUCACCUUCCGAGAGAAUCCUCGCCGGUGCCUAGUUCGAAUGUUACAGAAGCUGCCGGCAUCGCCCUGAUCAAACCGCUUUCUGAACUGUCUGUGGCUGUGAACAGAGUGCCAUCGUUUAUGAGUCCCGGUGGUGUGACGGCCACUUCGCCAUCACAAAUUCCUCGAAAUCCACCAACAAACAUCAUAACUAGCCCUACUGGUAGAAGCACGGUCCAUGUAAGCCCGAUAUUAUCUUGUCCCAAAUUACACAGCGAUAGGACAAACCUUCAAAAACAACUCCUAUUGCAGCAAUAUAAACGAAAAAAUCAAAUGAAAUGCGAAGCUAUUCGAAGUGCCUCCCAACUGGCAUCGAGCACACCGAUUGCAGGUGAACCCUCGGAGCGAAGGGGCAAUAACUUGCUGGACAUCAGAGAAACGAUCUCUCCUAUCCACGAAGACCAAGAACAUGGUACACCACAACGCAUACUGCGGUCGCCAAAUGCGAAACGGAGCACCGCACCGCACCGCAUAAAUACACCGGUACCUGCUACUCAGGAUGUGCCCGAUGGAAUGGACCAAGACUAUCGCGAGAACACUCCUCCGCGGGAUGAUAACCAUGCAGUUGUUGUACCAGAAACACCAAGCCCUGUGCGCCGUUCACCUCGAGCCCCGAGCACACCUUUGAGUGGUCUAUCGUUGCAGCAUCGUCCACAUCUAUACGCUGCAAUCGCCGGCCAAGCUAGGCUGAUCGAGAAUCAUGUUCCAACCCCACGCAGGAGCAUUCUAAAGAAUUCAGAUAAAAGCUUUUCUUCUGGAAAUCGUGUGAGUUUUUCAGAGAAUUUGAUUGCAGUUCGUUCGAUGACACCGGCUGGCUCGUCGAAUGAUUCGCAGAUUACGUCGGACGAAAGCGACGAACAAGACAGGGAAAUGGGUGAACCGAGAAGGAAAAAGUUAUCUCUACAGCAGAGUAGAUCACAAAAAUCGAAAGGUAAUGUGCAGCUGCAACAGUCUCGGUUUAUGAUGAAUAUGGCGGGGAACCAGAUUCCGUCAGCAGCUUCUAGAUCACCUGAUAAUGCUAUUAGGCCGCUCGAAAAUAGUAAGGACAAUCAAUCGAACAACGACAACUCUUCGAUAGAAGUUACGCCACGUCGCACAGUCGAGACAAGUGUCCUGAAUGAUAAUCGAAACGUUCAUCUUUCUCGAAGGUUUUUUGCAAACAGUCGAUCAAACGCAAUGGAAUGCAUCGAAGAACUGCCACCAGCAUCGUCGGGUACAACCAAAAGUAAUCGUAAUUGUACUAAUAGCAACGUAAUUAAUAUGAUUAUGGAAGAUUGGGCGCAUCCAUCCUCAGAAACCAUGGAAGUGGAUGAUCCGAAUGAAAACUGUCGUCCUCAGGUAGCGAAUCAAACAAUCAUUAAGUCACUUGCGAUUACUAACAUCGAGACACCGCGCACAGUUAUGAUGGAUAUUUUCGACCCACCUUCAGCAUUUUGCGAUGAUAGCCAGCAAGGUGAUGAAUUGGACGGAUCGAGAAGCAGCCCUAUCGCGGAACAAGUGAGUUCGGACGCACCGGGACUAGAUCGAUCGGAUCCAUCGCGUAAGCGGAAACAAAACAGCAUCGCCCGGCAAGGCUCGAUUGAUAAAAACGAAUCCGUCGUUGCGCCGAAUGCUAAAGGUUCGCUUGUGCCUACAUGUGUUGCACAAAGAAGUAUCGCACUGGCAGAACGUAUAGUGAGUACACACUCACCGAACGAUCAUAUCCCGUUGAAUAUGAUAGAAGCUGUCGACAUGAUCCACAGCCGUGUCAAUUCCGAAAUCAUUGCAAGCGAGUCGGAAAACGAUCGGCGGACCACUCUCAACAUGCCAACGAAGCGUCGCACCACCAAAUUGAAGUUGGACGCCGAUGCAGAAAAAUACAUCAAAAGUAUAGAAGCGGUUUAUUCGCAAGACAAGGUCAACAACAAAACCCAUAGAAAUCGGCGUAAGCUUUUUGCGCAGGAACUGUCCAAUGAACAGGAUAGUAAUUGCGAUGAGCCACAACCGUUGCCAUCAACGCAAGAAGUAGCUGAACCCACACCACAGCCAGAGAAGAAAAAUGGUUAUGUGGUAAAACCGUUGUCGGUGGUCGUGCAGCGCUUAUCGGCUACUACCUUAAGCAUGGCUACAAACUCAAUCCGAACACUACGGAAUGCGGAACUAGAAAAGGAUAUCGAUGAACAAAUCAUGGAGGACGUGCAAUCUUCUGUUAAAGAACCACAAAACAUGCAAUGCGAAAAGCUGAUCGAAGAACAACAUGCAGAGCAGGACGGAAUGGAAGAUCGUCCGAUUUUCGCUCAUAGGAAAUCGCCACCAGCGCCACGCUCGCCGAGUUGCGAAGAUAACCGCCCAGUGGAAGUUGAGAAGACUGCAAAACAAAAAUCGAAGCACGAAGUGAAGAACAAAAAGAAACGCACACAUCAGAAGCAGAAGGGCCUGGAUGAGUCCAAUUUAAUGAUGGAUAAAUAUUUGAAGAAUAUGUCGAACGAAAUUCGGCAGCAAAUUGAAAGUGAUGCUCCCCGCAGAAGCCAUCGUAACAGGCGACUGGCUGCAGAGGUUCUGCGUAACAACCCGGACAUUUCCUGUCACACUGCACCGCGGUACGUGAUGCCUACGAUAAAAGAUGUACUAAAAUAUUGUCAACUUUCAAACAUGACCAUCACAGCGGGCAACGCUAAGAAAAGGAGCAAAACUUCUAACGCGGCCAAGACGAAGACGGACAUGAAAAAACAGAAAGUCGUCCCUCCUGCGACGUCCAGCGCGGAAAGGAAAGAAUUAGGAGGCGGCAUCGUUCCGAAAAGGGGCAGACCGAGAAAAAAUCAACUUCAGAAAGAAACGUUUGAUAAUGAUGGAUUUCGCAUACCGAACGUUCCGUCCAAUCAGAUACCGGGAACAUCGUCAAACGGCCACAAAGCGACAGAUCGUACGACGGAAACGAAUUGUUCGUCCAAUUCUGGGCUUCGGCAGGGUGUAUCUAUCGAUUCGGGGCUAUCAUCUGCGGCAACGUUGACCGACGAUGUAACAGCAACACCACAGCUAGAGCAACCUUCAACAUCGAAAAUGUCUUCUAAGCCGAAUAAAAAACCAGUUGAUGAUCCCGCGCCGUCGUGUUCUUCUGCUUCUCCAUCGCCCACUGAAAUAAUGGCGGAAAAGCGCAAAACCCUCGAUUGGAUGAUGAUGCUGAUGGAAAAUCAGCAGAAGCCACCUGUCGCGAUUCUACCAAUUGUUCAAAUCCAAGGCUUUACCCAUCUUUCGCUGGAGCACCUGACAUUCGAGGAACGGGACGGCAUCGAAUAUUCGUUCUACGUCUAUUCUAAUGGUGACAAUUUCGGCUUUUUGCGAUUUCCGCCCGCAACGGAAAAGAAAACCACACGUACAAAGCGUUGUUCACUGAGAUUUCUCAUUCUUAGUGGAUCGUUAAAAUUCAUCAUCAACGAAAGUGUGGUAAAUGCUGUGGGAGGUGACUUUUUGAUGAUACCAAUCAGUUCAUCUUACCGUAUUGUUAAUGGACCAGACACCACGCUCAUAUUUAUGAUAAAAACAAGUGAUUCGACUAAUACUAAAGUAACUACGCAUGAAAACGGUGGCUAAAAACAACGUGAGUGUUUUUUUCUAUUUCAUCGAUAAUUUUGUUAAUAAGUUAUAGAAAAAUGGCUUAAGGUGAUCCUGAGGAGUCCUUCACGUACGGGGAGAUUGUUGCUUGGUGAUGGGUCAGGACUGUUAGGCGCUAGUGUUACGUUUAUUAGCAAUAUCAAAAAGCUUAGGACAUACACUAUGAAUGUAACUAUCUUCACUCGUUACAAAAUAAUCGCCUGUUGUAUUUAUCCUGUAUGGAGGAGAUGAAUGUUCCCGUUUUAUGAUCUUUCUUUCUCUCUCCCUCGUUUGAUGCUGAAAAUUCAAUAAAUUGCAUUGCAUGAAGUAUU